GGCUGCCUGCAAUCCAACAUGGAGUAGAGGAGAGAUGGGGCUCUAGCGGGGCCACCCCUCGGUAACAACAGCGACGACGCGCUUUUUUACGCACAACUGGAACCGGAGUCGUCGGUGAAAACAUGCGCCUUAGGACUUAAAAACGGAGUGUGUGCCUUGUGUGUGUGCGUGCGUGCGUGUGUGUGUGUUUGGGGAAGGGGGGGGGGGGAGCGAAGAGAAGAGCUGGAUUCGGCUACUAAAUUGUCUGUAUAUUCUACGUUACCUACUGAAGGCGAUGGGGGUGUUAAAGUUAUAGAAAAGGGGCAUUUGCGAUCCAGAAGAAACUGUGUGGCUCCGGGGGAGAAAAGUGAGGAAAAAGAAGACGGAGACACAGCCGUUCGAAGGAAAGCCAAAGAGCCGACACUCGCACAAAGGCGCAGGGGGGAUUUAUGCGGAAUUGGAGACAGAAUCGGAGGAGCCGCGGUGAAAGAAUGACGAGCGAAAAGUAUGCAACCGCCGUGGUACAUUACCUGAGGUGAAACGAGAAAAUGAUAGAAGAAACACACCCAAACGAUGACAGCUACAUCGUGCGUGUGAAAGCGGUGGUGAUGACGCGGGACGACUCGAGCGGCGGCUGGCUGGCCCAGGACGGGGGCGCUCUGAGCAGGGUCGGGGUGUGCCGCCUCCUUCCUCCAGAGCUGGCGCCUGCACCGACCUCCAGCAGGUCCCAGUUCAUUAUCCGUGGUGAGCGGGUGCGGGACAAACAGGUGAUCCUGGACUGUCCUCUGAAGAAGGACCUUGUGUACACCAUUGCAACGCCCACGUUUCACCAUUGGAAGGUGGAGGACAGGAAGUGUGGCCUGUCCUUCCAGGGUCCAGCUGAUGCCCGAGCGUUUGACAGAGGGGUACGGAAAGCUAUCGAAGACCUGGCUGAAGGCUCCACAACCUCCUCUACAGCACUCCAGAACGAGGGCGAGCUGGGUGACGACGACGUCUUCACUAACACCACGGACAGCUCAUCCAACUCCUCCCAAAAGCUGGAGAGCUCUCUGCAGCCGCUCGAGUCCUCGCCCCUUCCGCAGAGACACAAGUGCAUGCUGGGACAUCGCUUCGACCUCCACGACCCCUACCGGCUCUCAGACCACUACUUUUUGGACCAGCCGUCUCGGCUUCCCCGCCAUGUCACCUUCCAGGAGGACGAGGAAAUCGUCCGCAUCAAUCCCCGGGAGCGCAGCUGGGAGCGAACUACCGAGCGCCACUACGGACGUCAGUCAGAUCGAUCCUGGCUCACGGGCUACGAGGACUACCGCCACGCAACCGUGCGUGACAAGUUCAUCCAAAUGGAUGAGUCUGAGUCCUACGUCCAUUUUGCCAAGACGGAGGCGCAGAAGCACGACUACACCUACCCCCUGUCUCCGUCCCUGUCGCCCUCAGACUCUGACCCCGCCCUCGGACCCUUGGUCAAUAAGGGCCACGGCGGCUCGUACCGCCAGUGCUUUUCCUCUGUGGUCUCGUCCCAGCCCCGCUCCUUUCUCCCGAGCUCCUCACCGUCGACCAAUGGUGGGAAGGGGCGGAAGGAGGACGGGAUGGAGCGUGCUCAGUGUGAGCACUGUGGCGAGGCCUUUUAUGUCUCUGAAAACCGGAGAGGCAGGUGCCACGACGCGCCGGACCCUGUGCGGGCGUGCAUCCGGCGGGUCAGCUGCAUGUGGCUGGCAGACACCAUGCUCUACCACUGCAUGUCCGACCCAGAGGGGGACUACUCUGACCCAUGCUCCUGUGAAGGAGGCGAGGGCAGCGGGGGAGGCCGGCUCGGCUCACGCUGGUUAGCUCUGCUCGGCUUGUCUCUGGUGGCGCCCUGCCUCUGCCUCUACCCACCUCUCCACGCUUGCCACCGGGCGGGGCUCAGGUGUGGCUGCUGCGGGGGCCGACACAAAGCCCUGAGCUGAGCGGAAACCUCUCGGAGGAAAAACGACACAAAAACCCAACGCAAGCACAGGGAAAGGGAAGGAUGAGGAAAUACACAGGGGGACAAGUGGCUGCUCACUCUCUUGCCUUGGUUUCUCUGGGAUUCUCUACAAAUUCCAGACACUGAAAUAAGCCAAAAAAAAACAGUUGGUGCAUUUUCUGAACAGCCUGGGAAGAUAAGCUCCCCCUUACGGCAGACAGUUCUCUCAGCUCUCCACGUGGCCAUUUCAUGCUCUGUUUCUAGUGAGAGAGCACUCUUUUUCAGGGGGCCUUUUUUUAUAGCUGACCUAUAUGUCAUGUAUCACAUAUGCAGGUACUUUAUACUUUGUACACUGACUUGGCGUCAAAGAACUUGAAUUGUUUCUUUGUUCUAUUUUUUUUCUCUCCUUUUGAUGUACGCGUGGCCAUUUUGUUUAUAUUCUAUUCCAAUAUCAGGCCCGCUCAGCUCAACUCCAGCUACAAGAGAAAUCAGACACUACACCUCUUUGCGUGUGUGUGAGAGUAUGUGUGUAUGUGUGUGGAUGGUACAUGUGCAUGCUUACAAAGUGCGCCGAGGCAUUUUGUUGUCUGUACUGCAGUUUAUAGUAAAGUUCAUGUGUAUAGUCUACAUAGCUCUCCACCACCGACAUCUUCUCUGUUCACUGAGACAAACGUGGUACUCAUGUUAAUCUUCUAUUAUCCCAAAGAUUCAUGUUUUUAUCCUAUUUAUUUUCUCACUGAAUUGAUCUACCAGCAAAAAGGGUGCUGGGUUUGUGAUUCACUCACUGAAUGAGGCGAUGCUCGAGCACCCGUCUCCCUGCUCCUUUCACGUUGUUUCAAACAGUGCCUAAACUACCACCUAAAACCAGGAACCCAUCCAGUUAUAAUUCCAGUCAGUUUUUUGGCUCAUUUUACUUAACAUACACUCAAAAGUGGCGUGAGAUUUUAAGGCUCUGAUUUCCUCAUCCCCUGAAGAACCUCAGUCAGCAGUCAGUCAAUCAGAGAUACUGUAAAACUUGGUGCCCGUUAUGCCUUAAAAUGUGGAGUCUAGCUCCAACCCCCCCCCCACUAACUAUUUUUGUAUGAAAAAUAACUCUAAAAAAUAAGUGUGUAAACUAAGGACUCCGGUUUGCUUGCGAUGUACAAUCAGCUCCCCUCUUUAAGCCCAGUCCUCAAACCAAGCCCACCAGUCACAUGUGUGCAGCAUUAAAGUCCCAACUGAUGGUUCAACAAGUUAUAUUAGUUAAAUAUGGUGCUAAUCAUAAUAUCCCCUCCAAAACAUACGUUCCAAAAACAAAUAUAGGAAUUCAAAUCUCCUUACUUUUUGAAAGUAUUAUAAAAACAAGUUUUUCCCUAAAACAAUAUUAAUUACUUUUGGAAGUUUUAUUUCACACCUAUUUAUAAAAUAUGAGCCUGUAUGUAAAGUUAUAAGAGGAAUAAUUUGAUACUUAGGAAGUAUGUGUCUUUGCCUUCUUGUCACGUUUUAGACACCAGGGUCAUCUCUGUGAGGUGGAUAGCUUAGUUUAGCAUAAACACUGUAAACAGAGGGAAACGGCUAGCUUAACACAAUCACACAAGUUAACACAAUCCACCUACUGGUAGCUCUAAAGCUCACUAACUGAUAUGUUAUAUCUCAUUUGUUUAAUCUGACCGAAAUGCAAAAAAAACAAGGACUUUUUCUUCACAAUACGCAGUAACUCCACUGGUUAGAAAUUGCUGAAUUGUGAUAAUACAAAAUGGGCUGUCAACAAAUAUUCUAAAUUUGAAUGUAUACUCAAAUUGCCAAAAAAACAGUAUGCCAUUAGCAACAUGUGCUACGAUAAGCACAACAAACAGUCAGUGACAUUGAGACAUGCAAAAAUGAAAUGACGGAGCUGAAAGUUCCACCUGCAGAUUCCCAGUCAGCUACAAUAGCAACAGAAAAAGAGUCAUAUAUAAGACAGGGAUGGAGUUGCUCCACCUUUGUAGUCUAAUGGAAGUCAACUGGAACCACAUCAAACAUGCAAACACAACCUGGAGCUUUCCUCCCCCUCCUGCUUUCAUGCAGACUAUGACAGAGCGAUUCAGAGAGACAAAUGGAAAGGUCUACGGUCUUUAAAUUAAGUUUUAUGUUAAAGGGUAUUAUUUUAUUUGUUUAUUUUGUAAUAUGUAGAUCUUUUAAAAGACAUGUUUAUGUUUAAAUAAAUAUACCUUUACAAGUAGUUAUGUCUCGUUGUAUUGGUUUGCCCUUCUUUUGACAUAAUGCACAGAAAUCACUAUUCAAAUAGUUCUAACCGAGAAAGCAAAUACAAGUAUUUACAAAAAUGUCAACCUACUCCCUUAAGGCAAAAUAUGUAUUUUUCUAUAAAUACAAAAUUAAUAUGUGAAACAACUUGCUGAAACCUCAGUAACAUGUGACUCGUGGGCGCUAUUCUUCAGUUGUACAGCUUAUUUUUUUUCCUCCACCAUCGUGUCCUGAAAGAGUAACAAGCUUCACUAAGAACAAAAUGUAUGUUUAUUCAGGGUCAUAGUGUGUGUGUUGAUGUACCAACUCAGGUAUUGGAGGAAAACAAAAAACGCCGUCCAACCUGCCCGUGUCACCUGCUGUGUGAGUGACACUACCGGUCAAUAACACCCUCACGCUGACAGCCCUACACUUAACUGACAAUGGCUUGGGUGCUUUUUGCUUCGUCUCAGCCUGGUUGAUGGCGGCAUUAGGGGGCUGUGACUGGGAACACAAUAAGCUUUUAAGAAUUAAACGACAACAAAAAAGAAGCAGGACAUCAGUCAGGUCCCUUUGGAAAAGAACGGGAGUCUGAAAAAACAGCUGAAAUGCUGGAAACAAACAUCCACCCCUGAUUGUUUUGCCAAGGAAAUGUCACUUACUGUAGUUGAAAUACAGAAUGCCUGAGGAUGUCCUUUUUCCCUCCCUGGUUGUGUCUGUUUCAUACAUCCUGUCCUGUGUACCAGUUUGUUCGUCCUUGGUGGGUGGGUGUGAGUGUGUGUGUGUGUGUGUGUGUGUGUGUUUAUCCCACAUCCCUUUCCCCUCUCCUGCUCCACCAUCCAAAGCUACUGGGAUCAGCUGAAUAUGCUGUCACAUAAAACACCUCUCCAGUAUAAUCAGAUCCUUCGAUGAGGGACGGGAACAAUCAGAUUGGAAAGAGUGUGUGUUUGUGUGUGUGUUUAAACUUUUUCUUCUCCGUUUCGUCUGUUCUCACAUGUCAGAGCCAUUUACAAAGUGCCUGAACGCAUCCUCUUUAUCUCCUUGUGUAUUUAAAUUGAUAAAAAAAUUAAUGAAACGACUCCCUGUAAUGAAUUAGACCCAUUUUUUACGCUUAGUAUUUUUACCUCUGUAAAAAAAAAAGAGCAAAAAUUAUAUUAUAUAUAUCAAGUGUAUGUUGUACAUUUUUAUUUCUAUUUUGUUUUUUAAAUAACUGUUUCUAACAUGUACGAUGGAUGUAGCUCUUGCUUUCGAGAAGGAACAGGAAGUACUUUGUAGAUACUGAAGGGUGGCCAGGUCUGUGAGAAAACUAAAGUGAAAUGUGUGUCUUACCUUCCGCCUCCAAUAAAAUGAGAGAAAACAAUGAAACCA
Molecule: messenger RNA, 5494 nt
Organism: Centropristis striata (black sea bass)
Lineage: Eukaryota; Metazoa; Chordata; Actinopteri; Perciformes; Serranidae
Product: sprouty-related, EVH1 domain-containing protein 2-like
Exons: 6
Coding region: 528-1925 (465 amino acids)
Biological process (GO): multicellular organism development; negative regulation of MAPK cascade
Cellular component (GO): membrane
Molecular function (GO): protein kinase binding
Source: RefSeq, a predicted model, not a curated record